Coccinella septempunctata (seven-spotted ladybird) is the source of this 2099-nucleotide messenger RNA. It is a transcript of the gene cdc14, whose product is annotated as dual specificity protein phosphatase CDC14A. NCBI's taxonomy places the organism in Eukaryota, Metazoa, Arthropoda, Insecta, Coleoptera, Coccinellidae. The record is from RefSeq and is a predicted model, not a curated record. The transcript has 10 exons. Gene Ontology annotation, molecular function: protein tyrosine/serine/threonine phosphatase activity; protein serine/threonine phosphatase activity. Gene Ontology annotation, cellular component: spindle pole; centrosome; nucleolus. Bases 161 to 1645 code for a protein of 494 amino acids. Gene Ontology annotation, biological process: regulation of exit from mitosis; cilium assembly; protein dephosphorylation.
ACGUAAAUGAGUUACGAUUCUGUGCGUAUUGUUAUCAGCAUUCAACAAAUAUAAAUUUGAGUUGUUUUGAAUUCUUAAAUUCCGGGAGUUGGAAUAAAAUUUUCGCUUACAUGAAAAAAAUUGAUCAGAAUCUAUCUUUUCAUAACUGAACGAAAGCAGAAUGAAUUCCAGUUCGAAUAUUAAAAGAAGAAAAAGGGAUGCAAGUAUGGAACAUUUUCCAAAUGUCCUGGUGAAUGCAUCAGAGUUUAUAAAAGGUCGAUUUUAUUUUGUGUCCUUAAACACCUCAGUUAAACCAAAGUCAGGCACAACGACACAUUAUUUCUCGGUUGAUAAUGAAUUCAGAUACGAAAAAUUCUACAAAGAUUUUGGUCCUCUCAAUUUAUCCAUGCUUUAUCAUUACUGCGUUAAAGUGGAAAAAAAAUUGAACAGUGUCAGCCAUCAGAAUAAAAAGAUUGUUCAUUAUACUGGACCUGUGGAGGAAGAUAGAGUCAAUGCAGCAUUUCUCAUUGGCUGUUACUCGAUUAUAUACUUAAAGUUAGACCCAGUACAGGCUCAUGCUUUAUUAAUGAGAGAAACCAAAAAACCUUACAUCCAAUUUCGUGAUGCAUCUUGUGGAGAGCCAUAUAAUUUGUCCCUAUUGGAAUGUUUGAAAGCAGUAAAGAAGGCCCAUGAUUUGAACUUUUUCAACUUUGAUGAUUUCGAUUUCAAUGAGUAUGAAUAUUAUGAGAAAGUGGAGAAUGGAGACUUGAAUUGGAUUUUACCUAAAAAAUUCAUCGCAUUCUGUGGACCCCACCAAAAGGCAAAAUUCAACAAUGGAUACUACGUUCAUUCUCCAGAAACAUACUUUGGAUAUUUCAGAAGAAAUAACGUUACCACUAUUGUACGUUUGAAUUAUGGAGUUUACGAGGCUGCUAAGUUUGUUCUAGCUGGAUUUGAACAUAAAGAUCUGUAUUUCGUUGAUGGGGGUACACCUAAUGAUAGAAUAAUGGAAGUUUUUCUAAAGAUAGCAGAAGAGACCGAAGGAGCUGUUGCUGUUCAUUGCAAGGCUGGUCUGGGAAGGACAGGAACAAUGAUAGCCUGUUACCUCAUCAAACAUUACAAGUUUACAGCAGAUGAAGCCAUUGCUUGGAUAAGAAUUUGUCGACCUGGCUCUGUUAUUGGUCAUCAACAAUCUUGGCUACAUGACAAAGAACAUGACCUUUUAGCAGCAGGGGAAAUUUUCAGGAAGAUGAAAGGAAUAAUCGGCAUAUCAAAGCAGGAAACUCCUAUUUAUUCAAUGAGUGAAGUGAAGAAGAGUAAUUAUAAUGUCAGCAGAAUUAUGAAGAGAGUUGAUACAAUGGAGAUAACUGAUCGUAAUGAUAAUUACACCCUUCAAGAAAAAACACAAGGGGAUAAACUGAAUGAAAUCAAGGCUCAAAGAUUGAGAAGUAAACCUGUCAUCACAAGUUUAUACGAUUCACAUCUCAAGAAUAAAGUCUUGAAUGGAACUUCAACAAACACAAGAGCUAGUAGAGUGCUGAAUGCAACUCAGUCCAAAGUAGGCAGCACUACAAGGCACCUCUCCAAAAGAGUUCGAAAAGAGACUAGGAAGACUGUAGCUCGUCAAAUAAAUCUUUCCAAUUCAAGGGAAAAGAAGGUGAAGUGACAUGGCACCUUAUGCAACUAAUUUUCCAACCUCUGUUAAAAAAUAUAACUGUAUGUAUGUAUCUAUAUGUUGCUCAUGAGUGGUUGACUCGAUCUGUUUUUGUUGGUUAUUUCGAACGCUAGUGUUCUUAUGGCUUUUUUCAAUGAAAAUCGUUAUAGCCACAUAACCUGAUUUCCAGCACAACUCUACAAUGCAAUGGGCCAAUGUUAUAAAUGUAUAGUUUUCCAUGUCGAAAGAUUUUCUGCAAUAUGUCAAGAUGUCUUGUUGAACAUUGAAACAUUUAUUAGAGUAUUAUAUCUAAUGUUUAAUAGUGGUUUUGCUGUAAAUACCUGUUGAAAUAUUUUAAGUUAAUUAUGUCAAAGUUUAGUAUUUAUAACUCUAGAGUUAUUUUAAUUACGAGAUACUGUUAUGUCUCUAUGAAAAGUAUUUUUCAUAAAUUUUAGAGUUUAUCGUC